This is a messenger RNA of Solanum lycopersicum (tomato), 1524 nucleotides long. RefSeq names its product multiple organellar RNA editing factor 8, chloroplastic/mitochondrial. Gene Ontology annotation, cellular component: mitochondrion. Gene Ontology annotation, biological process: mitochondrial mRNA modification; cytidine to uridine editing. Lineage: Eukaryota; Viridiplantae; Streptophyta; Magnoliopsida; Solanales; Solanaceae. The record is from RefSeq and is a predicted model, not a curated record.
UUUUUUAGGGUUUUUGGCAGAAAUGGCGACUCGUUAUCUUACUCGUUCUCUACUCACUACUCUCUCUCGCUCAUACACUACUCUUUCUCUCUCUACACCUCUUCCAUCUUCUUUCUCUCUCCUCCGUUUUCGUCCUCUCAUCGCCGUCGCAGCGAAUCUUCGAACAUUUACUCCGGCGACGUUAACGGCGGCGACGUCGUUUAGAGGUUUCGCGACUCGUCAAACGUCGUCGUCGUUGAAUGACCCGAACCCGAACUGGUCUAAUCGUCCACCGAAGGAGACGAUUUUGCUUGAUGGAUGUGAUUUUGAGCACUGGCUUGUUGUGAUGGAGAAGCCUGAAGGUGAUCCUACAAGAGAUGAGAUUAUUGAUAGUUACAUCAAAACUCUUGCUACGAUUGUCGGAAGUGAGGAGGAAGCAAGAAUGAAGAUCUACUCUGUCUCGACAAGACAUUACUUUGCAUUUGGAGCUCUUGUAUCCGAAGAACUUUCUUACAAGCUCAAAGAAUUGCCGAAGGUUAGAUGGGUGCUUCCUGAUUCCUACCUGGAUGUUAAAAAUAAAGAUUAUGGAGGAGAACCUUUUAUUAAUGGGCAGGCUGUACCCUAUGACCCGAAAUACCACGAGGAGUGGGUGAGGAACAAUGCCCGAGCUAAUGAGAGAAACAGACGUAAUGACCGACCUCGUAACUUUGAUAGAUCCAGAAAUUUUGAGAGAAGAAGAGAGAUGCAGAACCCUGGAUCCAGUAUGGGUGGUGGACCUCCCAAUAUGAGAAAUGCUCCACCCCCUAACAUGGGUGAAAUGCAGCAGCAGCAGCAACCUAACAUGGGCGGAAUGCAGCAGCAGCAACCUAACAUGGGAGGUAUGCACCAGCAACAGCAGCCCAACAUGGGCGGGAUGCACCAGCCUGGCAUGGGAGGGCCACCGCCUAACUAUGGUGGAGGGCCUCCCAGAAACUAUGGUGGAGCACCUCCCAAUAACUAUGGUGGAGCACCAAACAAUCAAUAUAAUGGUGGACCAAACAAUGGGGGCGGCAUGCCUUACCAAACAGGUCCAGGACCAAACCAGAACUAUGCAUCUGGUGGAAACCAUUAUCAGAACCCAAAUAUGCCCCCUCCAAGUCAGAACUAUGCUCCGAAUACGCCUGGUGGAAACCUUCAUCAGAAUCAAAACAUGCCUGGAAGAGAUCCAAAUUAUCAAUAGGCCGCGCUGUAGAUACGUAUGGAAUUUGUAUUUCUAAAAUUGUACUGCACCGAAGUCAUAAUCGUGGUUGAAUAGGAUGUUUGUUGCUCUUAGUAGUUGAAUGUGCAAUAAGAUAUGCAUGCCUGAUAGUAUUUUCAUUGCAAUGCUACUAUUUCAACAUCCUUUCAGUUUAUCGAUGAAUGUUAUAAUUUCAUAUGGUGAAUGGUUAAGGCAUCAUUGCAGGUAGUGUUUGUGUCUUCGCACGAUUAUGACAAUGUUGUAAUGUAUAAUAUGAUCUUAUAUUUCGAAUUCAUAAAUUUCAAAUAAAUUGCCAAGUCAUUUUCUUA